Messenger RNA from Hemicordylus capensis (graceful crag lizard), 1232 nucleotides. Its product is annotated as pancreatic lipase-related protein 2-like. The transcript has 6 exons. Bases 514 to 1158 code for a protein of 214 amino acids. NCBI's taxonomy places the organism in Eukaryota, Metazoa, Chordata, Lepidosauria, Squamata, Cordylidae. The record is from RefSeq and is a predicted model, not a curated record. Gene Ontology annotation, molecular function: protein binding; lipase activity.
CCCACAAAUGACUGUGUGUCUUGACAGGCUGGCUAGUCCAGGGUUGGUGUGUGUGUGUGUGUGUGUGUGUGUGUGUGUGUAGCAUCCCCGUAGCCUGGCAACUCCAUAGCUGCACAGCUGACAGGAGGGGCAUAGCCUUUCCCCCCGAGCGGCUGCCAGGAAGAAAUGCCGAAAGCAUGGAGCAGCCACUUCUCUGGGCGGGUCUGCCUCGCUGUCUCUGUGAGUGGGUUUUGGAAAUGGGCAUGAAACCGUGGUUAUAACUGGGUCAGCAGUUGGGUGUAAUGCUUCGAUGGCAAAGCCGCAGUUGUCGGUGGUGAAGCUUUGAGAAAGCCAAAGCUGCAAUUGGAGUCUGGCAGGGCAAAACAGAGUUCGCAGUUACGACCUUGGCCAGCUAUAACUGCGGUUAAAGUGUACAUGUGAACCAGGCCUUAAAGUUACCUCAUCUGUAUUUCAGCUGCAGGAUAUAUUGAACCGUGUGGCCAUCUUGAUUUUUACCCAAAUGGAGGGAAAAUAAUGCAUGGCUGCAAACAAUUCCUGGCACCUAAACAUUGGGAUAUCAAUCAAGUUAUGAGAGACAUGACUUUAGGAUGUUCACACAAACGAAGCGUGCUGUAUUAUUCUAACAGUGUUUUAAUCCCAGAUGGAUUUCUCGGCUACCGAUGCAAUUCAUACGACUCCUUUCUGUCAGGUAAAUGCUUCCCAUGUCCCAAGGAGACCUGUCCAAUGAUGGGCCACUAUGCUGAUAGGUUUCCAGGUAAAACUACAGAGGUGCACCAAGUGUAUUAUUUAAACACAGAAGCUUUCCAGCCAUUUGCUUGUUGGAGGGAAUAUGUAUCUGUGAAAUUGUCUGGAACACAAAAAAUGUGGGGAAAUAUAUACGUAGCCUUGAUUGGAAGUAAUGAGCACAGAAGGCAGUACCCAGUUGCCAAUGGAUUGUUUUCCCCAACAAGUACAUAUGCAAAAAUUAUUGAUGUAUCUAUUCCUGGAAAUAUUACGGCUGUUGAAUUUCAGUGGAAAAAGGAUCCAGCUUGGAAAAGGACUGGCUUAAUAGGAGCACAGGAAGUCACCAUACUAUAUGGAACAAAUGGUCAUAAAUCUGUAUUUUGUGGCAGUCAAGUUGUCCAGCCUGAGGUAUGGCAAAAACUUACACUUUGCUAAAACACACAUGAAAGCAUUUGCAUUUGUGCAAACUGUCAUCUGAGAAUAUAGAAUAAAUUAAUUUUCUAUUGUCA